Halteromyces radiatus is the source of this 660-nucleotide messenger RNA. RefSeq names its product 40S ribosomal protein S17-B. The transcript is spliced from 2 exons. Gene Ontology annotation, cellular component: ribosome. Gene Ontology annotation, molecular function: structural constituent of ribosome. The record is from RefSeq and is a predicted model, not a curated record. Bases 122 to 547 code for a protein of 141 amino acids. Lineage: Eukaryota; Fungi; Mucoromycota; Mucoromycetes; Mucorales; Cunninghamellaceae. Gene Ontology annotation, biological process: translation.
CUCAAAUAUCAUAAAAAAUGGCCCGGUAGAAUGAGCGCGGAUUGAAUUUACGUUUGUCAUAAUUUGACCUAACCCAGUGCCAAUAGACAAAUCCUCCUCUUUGAACAUUUGCUAAACCAUCAUGGGUCGCGUUCGUACCAAGACUGUCAAGAAGGCCUCUCGUGUCUUGAUUGAAAAGUACUAUCCUCGUCUUACUCUCGAUUUCCAAACCAACAAGAAGAUCUGUGACGAAGUGGCUAUUAUCACCACCAAGCGCCUCCGUAAUAAGAUUGCUGGUUUCACCACUCACUUGAUGCGCCGUAUUUCCCGUGGUCCUGUCCGUGGUAUCUCCUUCAAGUUGCAAGAAGAAGAACGUGAACGUCGUGACAACUAUGUUCCUGAAUUCUCUGCAUUGGAUACCUCUGCUAUUGAAAUCGACCCUGAUACCAAGGAUUUGUUGAAGUCUCUCAACUUUGAAAACUUACCUGGUGUCCAAGUUACCAACCCUGUUGCUGCCAACGCUGAUGUCCGUCGUCCUCGUACCCGUGGAAAGAAGAUUGAAGCUUAAAAUUUGCAUCUAUGGAUAGUACUAUCUUCUUCACCUAUUUAGUUUAGUUCUCUAUUUGUUUUUACAGCAUCUUUUUUUGUAAAAAUAAAAGCUAUUCUAUAUAUAUUCAUGUA